AAAGCCGAAGAAGAGAGAAGAGGUGAAAGAUGAGAGGAAAAACUCAAUCUGAUCUGUUCAAACAGCUUCACUGAAAGACGAAUCAACCUGAGGAUCCUGCAGAAACUACGCUGUGAAUGAGACUGACAUUAGCUGUAUUUAUCUUAUUGAGCUUUGUUGGAUUACAGCUUGGAUCAUAUUUCUUCAUUGAGACCGUAUUGAUGCAUGAUGCAUUUUGAAAGAGUUUAACAGCACUAUGGAGGAGAUGUCCGCGUCCGAUCAGGAGGCAAUAAACAAAGACUCUGUGAUGGAUGAUGCCAAGACACGCAGCAGCCGGAGGAGACUCAGAAUGACUUUAACCCACAGCGCUAAGGACGUUACAACUGCGUUUGUUCUUCGAACAAAAGUCCAUGGGCUGAAACACGUAUUCUCACCAAACAAAUCUAAACUCCAGCGCUUGUUAUGGCUCCUGGCCCUCUGUGUUUGCCUGGGGCUUCUCUUCACGUGGUCGUGGAAUCGAAUCCUGUAUCUUCUUUCCUACCCAGCCGUGACCAAGAUCUACAUGGUUUGGACUCGCAACAUGACGUUUCCGGCCGUUACGUUCUGCAACCAGAACCUCCUCCGCGUGUCCAACCUCACCAAAGCAGACAUCUACCACAGCGGCUACUGGAUGGACAUCAUGCACCUGAACCACACGGUCAACCGACAGAGCGUUUCUAUGCUCAAACACAGCCGACACGGCGAGAAGCUGCUGCAUCUUCUGGACUUCUCCAACUACAGCCCGCCUCCUGACCACCAGCUCAACACCACAGAGAUGAUUGACAGGCUGGGCCACCAAUUAGAAGACAUGCUGCUGGAAUGCAGGUUCCGGGGUGAAAACUGCACUUACAAGAACUUCAGCCCUAUUUACACCAGAUACGGGAAAUGUUACACGUUCAACUCUGGUCUAGAUGGAAACCCGUUGUUGACGACUUUAAAAGGCGGAACGGGGAAUGGGCUGGAAAUCAUGCUGGAUAUUCAACAGGAUGAGUACUUGCCAGUUUGGGGUGACACGGACGAAACCUCAUACGAAGCCGGCAUCAAAGUUCAGAUCCACAGCCAGGAUGAGCCGCCCUUCAUAGAUCAGCUGGGAUUUGGUGUGGCCCCUGGUUUUCAAACUUUUGUGUCUUGUCAGCAGCAACUGCUCCAGUAUCUCCCUCCGCCGUGGGGCGACUGCAGGUCCACCCCGAUGGACUCUGAAUACUUCUCCACCUACAGCAUCACAGCCUGUCGCAUCGACUGCGAGACCCGCUACCUGCUGGAAAACUGCAACUGCAGAAUGGUGCACAUGCCAGGCACCUCCACCGUCUGCACACCCGAGCAGUACAAAGACUGUGCAGAUCCAGCUUUAGAUUUUCUUGUGGAGAAGGACAACGAUUACUGCGUUUGCGAGACGCCAUGCAACAUGACUCGAUACGGUAAAGAGCUGUCCAUGGUGAAGAUACCCAGCAAAGCUUCUGCAAAAUAUCUUGCCAAGAAGUUCAACAAAACGGAACAGUACAUUGCGGACAACAUAUUGGUGCUGGAUAUCUUUUUUGAGGCUCUGAACUACGAGAAAAUUGAACAAAAGAAGGCGUAUGAAGUUGCUGGAUUACUCGGUGAUAUUGGUGGUCAGAUGGGUCUGUUUAUAGGAGCCAGUGUCUUGACUAUAUUGGAGAUAUUUGAUUAUCUGUAUGAGGUUUUUAAGGACAAAGUGCUGGGAUAUUUUCUACGCAAGAGACGGCCACAUCGGAGCGCUAGUGACAAUCUGGCAUUCUGGUUUGAGAGUUUCCACACGACCCUGUCCUGGAUUAUAUCACUGAUGAAAUCAAGUUUCUGUCCAUCACAGGAUAAUAUUUCGUCCAAGAAGAUUCCCCCGAGAUUUCCACCAGCCCUGGUGUCACGCCUAACCAUGUCCCCAGCUUUCAAGAUGGAGAUGAUGUUUUGCAGAAGUUCAGAGCACAUGCGACACACUCCGGAGUCACUCGGACAGUCUCGGAUUCGCGCCGAACGUGCUACCUAGUCACCCGGCUAUAGGCAACUUCGAGGAGUUCGCUUGUUGAUGACGCAGGCGACAAGACGGCUUAGGAUACGACGGAAAACUGUGAAAUAUAUCAGAUAGACUCCAAAAGAAGUGUAAGUCCAUGAAAAUGUACAUGUUAAAUAGUUCAAAACAAGCAAACAAUGUGACACCUGAAUAGAAUCAAUAUAUCAUCAUCAAGUACAAAUAGACAACACUUCCAGAACAAAACUCAGGUUUUAUUAAUAACAUCACAGCCACUGUUUGUUUGACAUUGUGGAAAAUCCUGGUAGAUUUCAUGACCUUUCUUUUCGAACGAUUUCAAAUGUACAAAUACUGUGAGGGUAUUUAAUCCGAGAGAGUAUUUUUUCCUCUGUGCUUUUCUUGAAUCCUGUAUGAACACUGUGGGCCUAAUUUGAUCAAGCCGC
Messenger RNA from Rhinichthys klamathensis goyatoka, 2445 nucleotides. It is a transcript of the gene asic1c, whose product is annotated as acid-sensing (proton-gated) ion channel 1c. Gene Ontology annotation, cellular component: membrane. The record is from RefSeq and is a predicted model, not a curated record. Gene Ontology annotation, biological process: sodium ion transmembrane transport. Lineage: Eukaryota; Metazoa; Chordata; Actinopteri; Cypriniformes; Leuciscidae. The transcript is spliced from 14 exons. Bases 236 to 2020 code for a protein of 594 amino acids.